This is a messenger RNA of Heteronotia binoei (common prickly gecko), 1583 nucleotides long. RefSeq names its product mitochondrial fission regulator 1 like (gene MTFR1L). Lineage: Eukaryota; Metazoa; Chordata; Lepidosauria; Squamata; Gekkonidae. Gene Ontology annotation, cellular component: mitochondrion. Gene Ontology annotation, biological process: mitochondrial fission; aerobic respiration. The transcript has 8 exons. The record is from RefSeq and is a predicted model, not a curated record. The coding region runs from base 272 to 1189 and encodes 305 amino acids.
GGGGCUGCUGGGAAGCGGCUGCCGGGUUGAGGGGGCUUUUUUCCGUGUCCGGGUCGGUCCUACGAAGUCGGAGGGGAUUGAGCGGGGCGAGGGGGGUCUGCGGUCCGUUGGAGAGAGUAAACAAAUCAACUCUGGUACAGCUACAAAGAUUUGGACCAUUGAUAGUCUUCCUCCCGUUCAUCGUGAACACAACAUCAGACAGCAGUUUCUUCAACAUCAGGAAUAGCUGAGCUCCUUCUGGUUGCCCUUUCCAGUACUAUGAAGCUGCUGAAUGAUUUGCGGAACUGCAGUUUUGGCUGUUGAUUUACUUGUGCUUCCUGUCUGGUCUGAGAUGGAAGAAGACUCAACUAUCCCAAUUUGGCAGAACAAACCAUAUGGCUCAUCACGCAGCUUUGUCAGAAAGAUUGGGACAAAUCUGCCUUUAAAACCGUGUCCUAGAGCAAGCUUUCAGGCUCUACCAAACGUUUCAGAUCUCUACUUAAAUGACACUCCCCCUGUUCCCACCCUGGCAGAUGUUGCAUGGAUCGCUUCAGAUGAUGAAGAAACAUACGCUAGAGUCAGGACAGACUCUCGUCCUCUAAAGCACAAGUGGAAGCCCAGCCCAUUCUUUGUUAUACAGCGGAAUGCCUCUGUCCCAAAUUUGAGAAAGCAAGAAGAAAAGUUGUUGGCUUUGAAGAAACCAGGUUUACCUGCCUUGAGUCGGACCACGGAACUCCAGGAAGAGCUGAGUCAUUUGCGGAGUCAGAUAGCAAAAAUUGUAGCUGCAGAUUCUGCUUCCUCUUCAUUAACGCCAGAUUUGUUAUCUCCAGGAAGUUCAAAUGUAUCUUCUCCCUUACCUUGUUUUGGAUCCUCAUUCCAAUCUACAACUUCCUUUGUCAUUAGUGAUAUAACGGAGGAGGAGGCAGAAUUAGAAAGUCCAGAACUUCCAUCUGUUUCCCUGCUUUGUUCUGCAACCUCUGAAUGUUGUAAAGCAGACCCAAAGGAUUCCGACGAUGAAGAUUCUGUGUCUCUGUCAAAGGCCAGCAGUUUUGCAGACAUGAUGGGCAUUCUUAAAGACAUUCAUAGGAUGAAGCAGAACAAAGAUUUGAACAGAACUUUACUGAAAGAGGAAGAUCCCGCGGUUCUGAUAGCAGAAGUUUUAAGAAGAAAAUUUGCCCUGAAGGAUGAAGAUGUAAACACGAAGAACUGACAUUAUGCUCCCCUAUUACUCUGUAAGCAAAUUAUUGUACUCCCAAGAUCAUUUUUUUCUCCACAGUGGCUUGCCUUCCUCGAACAUCAGAAUCAUUUAGGAGUUAGGCUUCCUCUGAGUGGAGCUGUGGACUUGCUGUUUUUCCACACAGCUUAGAAAGAUGCAAUUUUUUAUAGGGUAAACUGUUUUCCACAACUGUUUUUUGCAUUGUUGGUAAGAACUCUUCUGUAGCAGAACACACCAGAGACUUGACUGAACGAUUUAAAUUAAAAACGAUCUAUUCGUAAUUUUGCUGCAAAAAAAUGGCUAGCUGCUGGUUUAUAUACUAUAAAUAGAUACAAGUACCUUAAUUCCCAAGCCUGUGGUAAGUUAUCAAGAUCCUUAGUCCUUCUAG